AUGGCAGAAUGGAUCCCCGUUGUGGUUCCCAUCGCGACUGCGGUGGUUGGUGCGAUUUUCGCUGGUGGUGCGAAAGUGGCAAAGGCAUUGAUAAAGAGCCGAAAUCAACAACCGUUGUACUGGGAUGUGUACGAAUACGAUUAUUACGGUGGAAAUUAUUAUACAACAUCCCAAAAUCUCUAUGCUAAUGGAUACAUGCAUAUGACCACCGAAUAUAUACCAAGUUCCUCAUCGCAAAGCUAUUAUCGUUAA
Messenger RNA from Adineta ricciae, 252 nucleotides. Lineage: Eukaryota; Metazoa; Rotifera; Eurotatoria; Adinetida; Adinetidae. The record is from the annotation of a GenBank genome assembly.